AUGUCUCAUCGUCAUCCGCUUGAAACAGAGGUUCUCACUGCUUUGUAUCACUAUCUCUCCAAAAAGAAUAAGCAUUUGGAAUCAUGUCCGUGCGUGAUUGUACCUCAAACCAUUGUGUAUGAGCACAACUUUCCUACCGUUUGGUAUCAACAAACAGCAAACAAAGAAUUCAAAAAAAAGAGCGGAAAAGAGUUGGAAACAAAGGCGAUCAUGAAUGAAUUUACUCGAAACAUAGUCAUGUCAAGAAUAGGAGCAACCACUACAACAACAGGAGAGCAAGACCCCUCAGCUUCUGCAGCUACAACUCAACCACCAGCUCAAACUGCUGAUCCGAAUAAUCCAUCGGCUGGGUUGGCCUCAAACGAUCAAAAUGUAAUGAUGAAUGACAACCAUCAUGGCAUUGUUGCUCAAUUUAUUUCUCAAACAGAGGAUGAGAAAACAGGAGAAAUUAUUAACAAUGUUGAAUUUCUUGAUGUAGAGACUUUGGAUGACUUUCUGUUCAAAAGAAAGAAAAGAGAUAAAGGAAUUUUACAACAAUUCAUAACUCCAAAGGGUCCGUACAACUUUGUCAUUCAAGCAAUUUGGUCUCCUCAUGUCACCAAAAUUGAAAGACGUGUAAAUAUUCAUAGAAUUACAGAUAGAAAGAAUUACACUCCUUAUGAAAGAGCUGUUACUUACGAAGGUCCUAGUCACUACAGUAAUGAAGUUUUUUGCGCUCCUCAUUUAGAAAAAAGAAAUUAA
Messenger RNA from Naegleria fowleri, 741 nucleotides. RefSeq lists its product as uncharacterized. The record is from RefSeq and is a predicted model, not a curated record. Lineage: Eukaryota; Heterolobosea; Eutetramitea; Acrasida; Naegleriidae. Bases 1 to 741 code for a protein of 246 amino acids. The transcript has a single exon.